AGGAAUUCCCAAUGAGAGGCGAUGGGGGGAAGUUUGGGCAACUCGGCCUGGCCAAUGGAGAGCCUCGGGAGGGCUCUGCCCCUUCCCCCCGCCCCCGCCCGCCUCGGCUCCCGCAGCGCGAGUGUGUCCGCUUAGCUCAGUGUGCGUGGAGAUUAGGUUCAAGCGCCCGCCCAGAGGCAGGCAGUCCGCGAGCCCAGCCGACGCUGUCGCCGCCAGUAGCAGCCUUCGCCAGCAGCGCCGCGGCGGAACCGGGCGCAGGGGAGCGAGCCUGGCCCUGCCAGCCCAGCCCAGCCCUACUCCCUCCCCACGCCAGGGCAGCAGCCGUUGCUCAGAGAGAAGGUGGAGGAAGAAAUCCAGCCCCUAGCACGCGCGCACCAUCAUGGACCAUUAUGAUUCUCAGCAAACCAACGAUUACAUGCAGCCAGAAGAGGACUGGGACCGGGACCUGCUCCUGGACCCGGCCUGGGAGAAGCAGCAGAGAAAGACAUUCACGGCAUGGUGUAACUCCCACCUCCGGAAGGCGGGGACACAGAUCGAGAACAUCGAAGAGGACUUCCGGGAUGGCCUGAAGCUCAUGCUGCUGCUGGAGGUCAUCUCAGGUGAACGCUUGGCCAAGCCAGAGCGAGGCAAGAUGAGGGUGCACAAGAUCUCCAACGUCAACAAGGCCCUGGAUUUCAUAGCCAGCAAAGGCGUCAAACUGGUGUCCAUCGGAGCCGAAGAAAUCGUGGAUGGGAAUGUGAAGAUGACCCUGGGCAUGAUCUGGACCAUCAUCCUGCGCUUUGCCAUCCAGGACAUCUCCGUGGAAGAGACUUCAGCCAAGGAAGGGCUGCUCCUGUGGUGUCAGAGAAAGACAGCUCCUUACAAAAAUGUCAACAUCCAGAACUUCCACAUAAGCUGGAAGGACGGCCUCGGCUUUUGUGCCUUGAUCCACCGACACCGGCCCGAGCUGAUUGACUACGGGAAGCUGCGGAAGGAUGAUCCACUCACAAAUCUGAAUACGGCUUUUGACGUGGCAGAGAAGUACCUGGACAUCCCCAAGAUGCUGGAUGCCGAAGACAUCGUUGGAACUGCCCGACCGGAUGAGAAAGCCAUCAUGACUUACGUGUCUAGCUUCUACCACGCCUUCUCUGGAGCCCAGAAGGCGGAGACAGCAGCCAAUCGCAUCUGCAAGGUGUUGGCCGUGAACCAGGAGAACGAGCAGCUUAUGGAAGACUACGAGAAGCUGGCCAGUGAUCUGUUGGAGUGGAUCCGCCGCACAAUCCCGUGGCUGGAGAACCGGGUGCCCGAGAACACCAUGCAUGCCAUGCAGCAGAAGCUGGAGGACUUCCGGGACUACCGGCGCCUGCACAAGCCGCCCAAGGUGCAGGAGAAGUGCCAGCUGGAGAUCAACUUCAACACGCUGCAGACCAAGCUGCGGCUCAGCAACCGGCCCGCCUUCAUGCCCUCCGAGGGCAGGAUGGUCUCGGACAUCAACAAUGCCUGGGGCUGCCUGGAGCAGGUGGAGAAGGGCUAUGAGGAGUGGUUGCUGAACGAGAUUCGGAGGCUGGAGCGACUGGACCACCUGGCAGAGAAGUUCCGGCAGAAGGCCUCCAUCCACGAGGCCUGGACUGAUGGCAAAGAGGCCAUGCUGCGACAGAAGGACUAUGAGACUGCCACCCUCUCGGAGAUCAAGGCCCUGCUCAAGAAGCAUGAGGCCUUCGAGAGUGACCUGGCUGCCCACCAGGACCGUGUGGAGCAGAUUGCCGCCAUCGCACAGGAGCUCAAUGAGCUGGACUAUUAUGACUCACCCAGUGUCAACGCCCGUUGCCAAAAGAUCUGUGACCAGUGGGACAAUCUGGGGGCCCUAACUCAGAAGCGAAGGGAAGCUCUGGAGCGGACCGAGAAACUGCUGGAGACCAUUGACCAGCUGUACUUGGAGUAUGCCAAGCGGGCUGCACCCUUCAACAACUGGAUGGAGGGGGCCAUGGAGGACCUGCAGGACACCUUCAUUGUGCACACCAUUGAGGAGAUCCAGGGACUGACCACGGCCCAUGAGCAGUUCAAGGCCACCCUCCCUGAUGCCGACAAGGAGCGCCUGGCCAUCCUGGGCAUCCACAACGAGGUGUCCAAGAUUGUCCAGACCUACCACGUCAAUAUGGCAGGCACCAACCCCUACACAACCAUCACGCCUCAGGAGAUCAAUGGCAAAUGGGACCACGUGCGGCAGCUGGUGCCUCGGAGGGACCAAGCUCUGACGGAGGAGCAUGCCCGGCAACAGCACAAUGAGAGACUACGCAAACAGUUUGGGGCCCAGGCCAAUGUCAUCGGGCCCUGGAUCCAGACCAAGAUGGAGGAGAUCGGGAGGAUCUCCAUUGAGAUGCACGGGACCCUGGAGGACCAGCUCAGCCACCUGCGACAGUAUGAGAAGAGCAUCGUCAACUACAAGCCAAAGAUUGAUCAGCUGGAGGGCGACCACCAGCUCAUCCAGGAGGCGCUCAUCUUCGACAACAAGCACACCAACUACACCAUGGAGCACAUCCGUGUGGGCUGGGAGCAGCUGCUCACCACCAUCGCCAGGACCAUCAACGAGGUGGAGAACCAGAUCCUGACCCGGGAUGCCAAGGGCAUUAGCCAGGAGCAGAUGAAUGAGUUCCGGGCCUCCUUCAAUCACUUUGACCGGGAUCACUCCGGCACACUGGGUCCCGAGGAGUUCAAAGCCUGCCUCAUCAGCUUGGGUUAUGAUAUUGGCAACGACCCCCAGAAGAAGACAGGCAUGAUGGACACGGAUGAUUUCCGCGCCUGCCUGAUCUCCAUGGGUUACAACAUGGGAGAAGCAGAAUUUGCCCGCAUCAUGAGCAUUGUGGACCCCAACCGCCUGGGGGUAGUGACAUUCCAGGCCUUCAUUGACUUCAUGUCCCGCGAGACAGCCGACACAGAUACAGCAGACCAAGUCAUGGCUUCCUUCAAGAUCCUGGCCGGGGACAAGAACUACAUUACCAUGGACGAGCUGCGCCGCGAGCUGCCGCCCGACCAGGCUGAGUACUGCAUCGCGCGGAUGGCCCCCUACACCGGCCCCGACUCCGUGCCAGGUGCUCUGGACUACAUGUCCUUCUCCACGGCGCUGUACGGCGAGAGUGACCUUUAAUCCAUCCCGCCCGGCCGCCGUGGUCUUGUGCGCCGUGCCCUGCCUUGCACCUCUGCCGUCGCCCAUCUCCUGCCUGGGUUCGGUUUCAGCUCCCAGCCUCCACCCGGGUGAGCUGGGGCCCACGUGGCAUCGAGCCUCCCUGCCCGCGAAGUGACAGUUUACAAAAUUAUUUUCUGCAAAAAAGAAAAAAAAAGUUACGUUAAAAACCAAAAAACUACAUAUUUUAUUAUAGAAAACGUAUUUUUUUCUCCACCAGACAAAUGGAAAAAAAGAGGAAAGAUUAACUAUUUGCGCCGAAAUGUCUUGUUUUGUUGUGACAUAGGAAAAUAACCAAGCACAAAGUUAUAUGCCAUCCUUUUUACUGAUUUUUUUUUCUUCUAUCUGUUCUAUCUGCUGUAUUCAUUUCUCCAAUCUCAUGUCCACUUUGGUGUGGGAGUCGGGGUAGGGGGUACUCUUGUCAAAAGGCACAUUGGUGCAUGUGUGUUUGCUAGCUCACUUGUCCAUGAAAAUAUUUUAUGAUAUUAAAGAAAAUCUUUUGAAAUGGCUGUUUUUUAAGGAAGAGAAUUUAUGUGGCUUCUCAUUUUUAAAUCCCCUCAGAGGUGUGACUAGUCUCUUUAUCAGCACACACUUAAAAAUUUUUUAAUGUUGUCUAUUAAAAAUAGGACAAACUUGGAGAGUAUGGACAACUUUGAUAUUGCUUGGCACAGAUGGUAUUAAAACAACCACACUCCU
Nomascus leucogenys (northern white-cheeked gibbon) is the source of this 3856-nucleotide messenger RNA. Lineage: Eukaryota; Metazoa; Chordata; Mammalia; Primates; Hylobatidae. The record is from RefSeq and is a predicted model, not a curated record.